UGGGUGUGCGCACUGUUGCCGUUGAGAUUGGAAUAUAUCCUGGCUUUCCUCUGCAUCCUUGGAACUGUAGCGACUCGUUUUUUUUUGUUCUCUUUUUCGCAGGAUACUUGGAAGAUAGAUCCCGCGCAAGAAUACAGAGCUGCCUAUCAUGACGAGCAAGCCCAUCUUUGUGGCUACUCACCCGAGAGCCUGCUCAACGGCUUUCGAGAGGGUCUUCAUGACCCGCCACGAGACACUUCAAUGUGUCCACGAACCUUUUGGCGACGCCUACUACUUUGGACCUGAACGCCUCGCUGAACGCUACGAGAACGACGCGAAGGCGAGGAAAGAGAGCGGCUAUGAAGACAGCACAUACAGAACCAUUUUCGAUCGCAUUGCGAGAGAAAACUCAGAGGGCAAACGCGUAUUCGUAAAAGACAUGGCCCAAUACUGGAUUCCGCCGUCAGGCAAACCAGCCACCAUCGCACCGUCACUCAUCAACUACCGACGGGGCGUAGGCACAAACACGACGGAACUCUCGCCCGUGACCACACGCUCUGCUGCGUCCAAGCCGCCAUACCCAUACGACACGCCCGGCGAGCCCGGCAACCCGACGGUGAUCCCCAAGGACCUCCUCGCAACGUACCACUUUACGUUUCUGAUCCGCCACCCCAAAUACAGCAUCCCGUCGUACUACCGGUGCACGAUCCCGCCGCUCGACGCCAUGACGGGCUUCUACAACUUCCGGGCCGACGAAGCGGGCUACGACGAGCUGCGCCGCCUGUUCGACUUUUUGCGCGCGGAAGGCCAGAUCGGGCCCAAGUUUGCGGGCGCAAAGGGCAUGGAUUCAAACGACCAGGUGAAUGGGCACACGGGCGACGUGGAAAUCUGCGCAUUCUGCAAGACGACGGGCAUCGAGUGGGAUCCAGGGAUGCUGCAGUGGGACUCGGACCAGGACCAGGCGGUUGCCAAGGCGGCGUUUGAGAAGUGGAAGGGGUUCCACGAGGAUGCGCUGGAUAGUGAUCGGUUGAGGCCGAGGACGCAUAAGAAAGAAGCAAAAUCGGAUGAGCAGAUGUAUGCCGAGUGGAAGGAAAAGUUUGGCGAGGAGGGCGCCAAUGUGAUUCGGGAUACGGUUGCGGCUAAUGUCGAGACGUACGAGUAUCUGAAGCAGUUUGCUAUCAAGGUUUAGCAUGGGUUGGGCAACGAUAUGGAAUAGCAGGGGUGUCGAAUUGCCAGGGCGGGGAUAUAUGAAAGUAUCUUCUUUUUCGUUAGAUUAGGCUUUGGUCAUAUAUACAGGAUACAGGGAAGUGAGGAAUCCUUAGAGGAAGAAGACAUUAUCGACGUAGAUACAGGGGUUAAUUCACGUCAAGACUAGUAGGAAACGCUCAAGGCCAUGUAUAUUCUAUACUACAAAUUACGAGUAUGAUUAGAUUUUUGAUUUUGCUGCCAAACCCAUGGCAUGAUGCUAAAACAAAUUAAACCCCCC
This is a messenger RNA of Exserohilum turcica Et28A, 1465 nucleotides long. RefSeq lists its product as uncharacterized. Bases 149 to 1168 code for a protein of 339 amino acids. NCBI's taxonomy places the organism in Eukaryota, Fungi, Ascomycota, Dothideomycetes, Pleosporales, Pleosporaceae. The record is from RefSeq and is a predicted model, not a curated record. The transcript is spliced from 5 exons.